This is a messenger RNA of Fusarium tjaetaba, 744 nucleotides long. Its product is annotated as anthranilate synthase component II. Gene Ontology annotation, cellular component: nucleus; cytosol. Bases 1 to 744 code for a protein of 247 amino acids. The transcript is spliced from 3 exons. The record is from RefSeq and is a predicted model, not a curated record. Lineage: Eukaryota; Fungi; Ascomycota; Sordariomycetes; Hypocreales; Nectriaceae.
AUGACUCGAACAUAUAGAAUUGCUGUUCUAGAGUGCGAUACGCCUUUUCCUUCUGUCAAUGAAAAGCGCGGUUCUUAUGGAGAUAUCUUUCGUGAUCUUCUUACCAAGGGUCUCAAGAAUGUUGGCGACAAGGGCAAGGACGUGAGCCUGGAUCUUAGCAAAUGGGAUGUUGUCACAGCACAAGAGUACCCAGGCAUUGAAGAUGUUGAUGGUUUCUUGUUGACCGGAAGCAAACACACAUCCUUUGCUGAUGACCCUUGGAUCUUGAAGCUUGUUGAGUUUGUCAAAAAGGUUUAUACGACGACAGAGAAGCCCAUCGUUGGCAUCUGCUUUGGCCAUCAGAUCAUUGGACGAGCACUCGGUGCAAAGGUUGCGGUGAGCCCUGGCGGUUGGGAGGUUUGUGUUGAUAGAAUCAACCUCAACGAGACUGGCCAGAAGCUAUUGGGUGUUUCAUCUCUCGGCCUUCAUCAAAUGCACCGAGAUGCAGUUCUCGAAGUUCCCGACGGCCUGGUUAGUCUCGGCAGCAGCUCAAGGUGCGAGGUUCAAGGACUCUACAAGCCUGGGCGUAUUAUAUCUUUCCAGGCUCAUCCGGAGUUUGACGACUUUAUCAUGCAAGAGAUUAUGGAGGCCAGAUAUGCCCAGCAGAUCUUCUCAAAGGAGAUGUAUGAGGAGGGUAUAACGAGAGCGAGGGCGCAUCAUGAUGGCCUUCUAGUGGCUGCAAAGAUCUGGGAGUUCCUUCUUUAA